CACCAGCUCAUGCACACCAUCUGGAGGCUUGAACGUAAUAGGCAGGAAAAAUCUUUCCUGAAAUCUCUCCAACAGGAUCAAGAAGGUGAAUUCAAGAUGGCGGAGACAGAAAUGGAGAUAUUCAGGGGAUUCAUUACUGCCUGGGGGCUCCUGGCAUUGGAG
Molecule: messenger RNA, 162 nt
Organism: Suillus subaureus
Lineage: Eukaryota; Fungi; Basidiomycota; Agaricomycetes; Boletales; Suillaceae
Exons: 1
Source: RefSeq, a predicted model, not a curated record